Messenger RNA from Carica papaya (papaya), 1563 nucleotides. Its product is annotated as 6-phosphogluconate dehydrogenase family protein. NCBI's taxonomy places the organism in Eukaryota, Viridiplantae, Streptophyta, Magnoliopsida, Brassicales, Caricaceae. Gene Ontology annotation, biological process: L-valine catabolic process. The record is from RefSeq and is a predicted model, not a curated record. Gene Ontology annotation, molecular function: 3-hydroxyisobutyrate dehydrogenase activity; NADP binding; NAD binding.
ACAGCAAAUUACUUGAUUGACCAUAAACUAUUGUUUAUUUGCAAAGUCUAUUCUAAUACAUACCAACUUGGCAGUGAGAGCACAACAUGAUCUGGUAUCUUUCUUGCACUGUAACCGUCUUUUACGGACUAAUGCAAUAACCAAAAAGGCCGUAACUUUACUUUCCUCAAGGAGGCUGCAGUCUGAAGGUUUAUCAAUGGCGACCUUCAGCAGAGCCAAGUCUCUACUUCGUUUAUCGAAGCAAAAACCUAUGCUAAUGUCUUCUCCCUUUCAACCUUCAUUAUCGAUACUACGGGGUUUUUCUUCGUUACAAGGCUCGUCCGAUUUUGAGAGUAUUGGAUUCAUAGGGCUUGGAAACAUGGGGUCGAGAAUGGCCAAAAAUCUCAUUAAAGCUGGAUACAAAGUUACUGUUCAUGAUGUAAACCGUGAUGCCAUGAAGAAGUUCUCUGACAUUGGAGUUUCCACGAAAGAGACACCUACUGAGGUUGCAGAAACAAGUGAGAUUGUAAUUACAAUGUUGCCCUCAUCGGCUCAUGUAUUGGAUGUCUAUAAUGGGCCAAAUGGUUUACUUCAUGGAGCGAAUCUCCUGGGACCAAGGUUGUUAAUAGAUUCGUCUACUAUUGAUCCCCAUACAUCAAGAAAGCUCUCUGCAGCUGUAUCUAAUUGCAAUUUAAAAGAAAAGAAAGUUUCUUGGGAAAAACCUGUCAUGUUGGAUGCUCCUGUAUCUGGAGGUGUUCUUGCUGCAGAAGCUGGUACACUUACUUUCAUGGUUGGUGGCCCUGAAAAUGUUUAUCUGGCUGCAAAAACUAUAUUCUUUUCAAUGGGAAAGAACAUAAUUUAUUGUGGUGGAGCAGGAAAUGGAUCAGCAGCAAAGGUGUGCAACAAUUUGGCAAUGGCUGUGAGUAUGCUUGGUGUAUCAGAAGCCCUUGCUCUUGGCCAAUCACUGGGAGUCUCUGCCAGUACUCUGACAAAAGUCUUUAAUACUUCGAGUGCUCGAUGCUGGAGUAGUGAUAGUUAUAAUCCUGUACCUGGAGUGAUGGGAGGAGUGCCCUCUUCAAGGAACUAUGAUGGUGGGUUUUCAUCUAAACUAAUGGCCAAAGAUUUAAACCUUGCUGCGGAAUCUGCUAAAGAGGUUGGUCUUAGAUGCCCACUGAUCUCUCAAGCACAAAAAAUAUACACAGAUAUCUGCAGCAGUGGUCAUGAUUCAGAGGAUUUCUCCUGUGUUUUUCGCCAUUAUUACAAUGGCAAGGAUGAGAUUAACUAACUAGUAAUUGCUUCUAGAAUAGCAGUAAAUAAUUCAGAGGAAACUUCAAAAAUAAAAAUGACUCUCUCCUUUAUGAUGUACGUGGAUGGUUUCAUGUUGACACAGACGUACUAUACCUUAUCACUGACCAUUAGAGACAGCGAACCAGAUGAAAUUGUGUUUACCCAUCUAAAAUGUAUUGUAUCUAGCAACUAUACUCUACUUUUUAAAGUUAAGCAACUAAUUACUGUACUGUUUGUACUCUGUUAUUUACUCUGGAAGAACAUAUCUUAGAGACAUAAAUCUCACUAUCAGUAGCA